Bursaphelenchus xylophilus (pine wood nematode) is the source of this 389-nucleotide messenger RNA. The record is from the annotation of a GenBank genome assembly. NCBI's taxonomy places the organism in Eukaryota, Metazoa, Nematoda, Chromadorea, Rhabditida, Aphelenchoididae.
AUGUUGGUCGGUUGUUUUCUAAUCUCCCUUCUCUGCGCUCAGCCAUUUCUAUUAUCAGCCGUUGAAAAUGUAAGCUCAAUUUUUCGUCCAAUGUCGGUUUGCUUUAGGAUUCAACGACAAUCUCACCAUCAGAUUCCUGCAAAGCAGGAUUUGAUCGCAAGGUUGAAGCCGUGGCGAUGCCGCUCGGGGCAACGAUGGUGUUCACACUCUUGGCGCUAAUUUUCACCGCCUUCUUGCUCUUCUCGGCCAUGAAGAGAAUCACUUUUCGCACGCUGGAGACCGAAGCUCGCGUUUUCAUGGCGUUGGAUCAGGUGAUAAGGAACGUAAUCCCGUGCGGACUGCUCCAGGAUAUUCAUGAGACUUCGUUGCAGAGCUUUGCCAACAGAUAG